GGAAUUUUAUGUGUAUUAUUUUAUUAACUUUUAGAUUUCAUCUGCAUGCAUCUUAUAUAACGUAUUCUUUUACUCUUAUAGCGGAAGUAUUACGUAAAAAUAACGAAACCGGCUUCACGAGCGUUCAUACGUUAAAAAAAAUCCGCAAUUAAUUUCUAUUGCGCUCUCCAAUACAUCUCGAAUCGCCCAUACAUAAACCUCUUAUCUACUAAUUGCAUUACAAGUACAUUAUUUACAACAACAAUACCGUUUUCACUCGUUUAAAUUAUUAACCGCCCCUCGUAUAUACAAAAAAAUUCUAUACAUCAACUGUCAAACUGUCAGUUCGAAUUCGCAGCAUGGCCGACGACGAUUUAAAUUCGAAUUCAAACGAAAAAACCUACGCCAAAUGCAAAGUCGACAUCGAAGGACCCUCUAAGGAGUUAUUAGAAUGGGCCAGGAAUCACAUAAACGAAAAUCCCGACGUUAAGGACCUCUUGCUGUCUGAACUAAAGGACAGGAUAUACGAGAAAGGGGAAUGCGUGCCCAGCCGACUAGACGACGAAUUCCUGCUGAGGUUCCUGCGGGCGCGGGAUUUCUGCGUGCAAAAGGCCCAUCGAUUGUACGUGAAUUAUCACCAUUUCAAGGAAGACGUCCCGGAUUAUUUUUAUAACGUGUCCUUAGAUAAAUUGUACAAUAUAUCGAAAACCGGAAUAUUUACAGUACCGCCUAACAGGGACCAAUUGGGAAGGAGAUUGUUGUUGAUUAAAUUCGGUAAAUGGGUACCAUCGGACUACACGCCCACGGAACUCAUACAAUUCGUCGUGUUCCUCACGCAAAUCAGCCUGCUGGAACCCGAAACUCAGAUCAGGGGGGCGGUACUCGUCAUCGACGUGAGCGGCAUCACCUUGGAAAUGGUCUGGUACAUGACGCCCAAAUUGGCCAAGCAUUUGGUCAAUUUAUCUGUGACGGCGUACCCGCUUCGCCUGGAGGCGGUGCACUUCGUCAACACCACGUGGAUGUUCGACACCGCCUUCGCCAUGGUCAAAGUGCUGAUAUCGGAGUUCGUGAGGCGGCGGGUGCACUUCCACAACGACUGGGAGGGGUUGAGGGACAGCGUGGACGUGAAGGGGCUGGGGGAGGGGGCGGGGGAGUCGCUGGAGAGGUGGUUCAAGGAGGCGGUGGUGGGGAACGAGGCGGUGAUGGGGGAGUUGGAGCGGUGCGGGUACGGUUUGAGGGAGUUCGUGGCGAGGAGGAAGGUCGAGAUGGGGAUUGGGGGUUGAUGAUUUGGGGGGUGGGGAUUUUGGGGGAUUUGUUUGUAGUAUGUAUAAUGAAUUGUUGUUGAUUGUUUUGUAAUAAAGUAGGUUUUUUUUAAUUUGUUGUUGGUUAUUAUUUAGAUAAAAAGUAAACUUUUCCUGAGAAGCGCAUUUGCGACAACGAUUUUAUGUCAUAUGUCAAUUGUCAAUAAAUUACUUGUUACAUUUUAAUGGCCUCUUUAUUGUUUUCUUUUAUAUACUUAAAAAAAACGUACAUUCUUUUAAUGGUGAAUUCUGUAAUUACUUUUUG
Molecule: messenger RNA, 1545 nt
Organism: Phyllotreta striolata
Lineage: Eukaryota; Metazoa; Arthropoda; Insecta; Coleoptera; Chrysomelidae
Source: the annotation of a GenBank genome assembly